Messenger RNA from Oikopleura dioica, 1104 nucleotides. Lineage: Eukaryota; Metazoa; Chordata; Appendicularia; Copelata; Oikopleuridae. The record is from the annotation of a GenBank genome assembly.
AUGGAUGACUUGAAGAUGGAGAGAGAAAACAGUGCGAAUUUCUUUGAUAUCGUCAAAUUGACGAAAGAAAGAGCAAAUGAGAAGAAGAAUGAAGAAUUUACGCAUAAAAUCGACAGAAAAUUCAAAGCUCAAAGUCCGAAAGGAUUCCAGUACUUUAGAAAAGCUCUUGGGAUAUCGGAUGAGGAGUACAUUUCGAAAAUUGCAAAGGGGAAGCUGAAAGUAAUGGGCAAUCCGGCAAAAUCAGGCGCUCUCAUGUGGACGACAUCGGACAAUUCGUACGUUUUCAAGACGGUUUCAAAGGCACAGUCGAAGUUUUUGAAGCAGAUGCUGCUUGGUUACUACAUGACGUUGCACCAACAUCCGAAUACGUUUUUGACGAAGUUUUAUGGGCUUUAUACUCUUCGAAUGAGAAAACGAUCGAUCAGAAUCGUCGUGAUGCGCAACUUCUUUCCUCAUGGAAUCGAGCUCACCCACAAAUUCGACUUGAAAGGCUCUACCAUCUCCCGAGAAGCAGGAGAAAAAGAAAAGAAAAAAGCUCAACCAACAUAUCGAGAUCUCGAUUUUGAUGAAAUCUUUGGAUCGCUGCAUCUGGAGCCAGAAUAUUACAACGAAAUCGAGAAGAGUAUCAAGUUUGAUUCGACCGUUCUCGAUGCUUAUAAUAUUUUCGACUAUUCGUUGUUACUCGGAGUUGUCAAGCCAAAAAAUGAAAGAAUAAUUCAAGAUUUGCAAAGAAAAAUGUCUCGAGAAAACUUCCUCGACAUGGUUUUCGAGGGCGGAAUUCCAGCUCGAGACAAAACCGGCGCCCGGUGCUACCUGUACAUUGGAAUUGUAGAUAUGCUUCAAGAAUACGACCUCCCGCACAAACUUCAAUACAUUUGGAAAGCAGUAAAACACAGACCUCAAAAUCUUCAUAAAGUUUCUGUCCAGCCGCCUGGCAAAUACAAACAUCGAUUUGAUGCCUACAUGCUCAACAGCGUUUUCCAACCAAAGACCUCAGAAGAAGAUAAAAAAGAAGAAGAAACAGAAAUGAAAUCGCCAGUGAAAAACUGGCAACGCGCACUAAGCCUUGCUAUGAAAAUCGACUCGCAAAAAGAAGAGCUUUAG